Owenia fusiformis is the source of this 2042-nucleotide messenger RNA. Lineage: Eukaryota; Metazoa; Annelida; Polychaeta; Sabellida; Oweniidae. The record is from the annotation of a GenBank genome assembly.
CGAGAUUUUACGAGAAUUGAGAAAUUUUGCAAAAAUCUAAUUUUUCCCUAAUAAUGAGUUUAUCUCAGUUUCUUCUAUUAUUUAGAACUUCCGUGAGCAAAUAACUAAUUUGGGAUGUCAUUGGUUGCAUAUGAUAGCAGUGGGGACAGUGGAUCAAGUGAUGAGGACGAGUCACCUCAUGAUGGAGCAGUUGAAAAAAAUGUAAAUGGCAAGUCUAGGCCUACUGCUGCUAGUGCCAAUGAUAUUGUAGAUUUACCUGAUGCACGCGUCCAAACAGUAACAGAUAUUGAAGAUAAGCAAGAAACUGUCAUUUAUGAUGAAGAUAUUUGGGAACCAGUUAUUCAAGAUACAACACGGUCAUCAGGACUUAAUCUACCUGCGCCUAAAGUAGCUGAUAAACCAGCAUCAAGUGUGAAAGACAGUGGUAACUCAAUAGAAUCUCAAAAAGGAAAUGGCUUAGGUCUCCCUUUGCCUCAAAAGGCCUCUAAGAAUGUGACAGUGACAGAAGAUGAGGGGGAGUUAGAAGAUUUGGUGAAACCAAAGCCUUCACAAUUAGCUGAUGUUCCCAAGCCACCACCUAAGAAGAUUGGGAAGAAGAUUCAGAUUGUUAUCCCCGAAUUGCCUGAUGCAGGUUCUUCAGAUGAAGAAGAUGAACCAGAAGCUAAGAAGUACAAACCCUCAACAAAAAAGACGGGACUUUUUGCUUUGCUACCUGACCCUAAACACUCAGCAUUCAAAAAGGAAACCAAGCGGCCUUUAAUCCCACAUACACUUACCAAGAAGCCAACUGAGACAGCUGCUUCUAAAGCUGAAGCAAUGGCCAAGAAAAAAGCUGCUAUGCUCCAGCAUGCUAAAAGCAAACCCAGCGUAGAUAUCCCUACCCCAAUAGUUGCCAAUGUAGAUAGUGAUAAUGAAGAGGACAAUGACAAUUCUGGGAAUUUUUUCUCACUUGGUGAUAAGCCUGACAGUGCUACUAACACUGAAUCAACAAUGCCUCAAAGUUCCCUUAUGUCAUUGAGAGGUAUUAACACAGUUCCCACUAUUCAGCCAAUGGAUAAUGACAAUAAUGAGAUUACUACGCAAAAUGCUGAGAUUGACACUGGAAAAAUCACCAUUGAGAAUGAUGCUAUGAAUGCUCCAUUAGCCUUUAAAUCUGGUGCUAUUUCUCCUGGAUAUAGUUCAGCUAGGUCAUAUCCGCAACAGCAUACUGGGCAAGUUGAUACACAGUACAACCAGCAGUUUUAUAACCAACCGUAUGAAGACAUGUCCGGAGACAGUGGUGCCACCUAUACUCCACCAGAAGAUGAAAUCAGAAAAUUAACAGCCGAUCAAGAGUUCCUAAAGAUGCAGGGGAAGAAACAGAGGGGAGAGGCAAUUAAUAUUAUAGAUAUCAAUGCUGAUGAUCACAUUGGAGAGGCUCACAUAGAAUUGACUAAAGGAGUCUCAGAGGAACAGGGGCAGAGUUUUGGCAAGAAGAAACAGGACGAUGGACUUUCAGGUCAAACUAAACGCAAACAUCAGAUCACCUGGUUGGCAGCUCAGGCUAAAGAGAGAGAAUUGGAAUUGAAGAACUCUUGGGCUGCAAAUCGACAGACAAAGAGACAAACACAGUCCAAAUAUGGAUUCUGAAUCCCAAAUCACAAAAUUGUGAUUUGAUUGUUCUACAUCACUUAUCCAGUAUGGGUAACAAUAUACAACCAGCACAGAGGGAAGGAGAUGUCACAGUGCUUCAGAACUUGCUGAUUCAUGAUUUUUCUCCCAUUUGCUUCAUCAAUUUUGUUACCCCUCGCACUUGAAUUUCUGAUUUCUGAAUCAUUGAUACCUGAUUCUUGACACUGUGGCAUCCUCUACUAUCUUAAUUCCCCUGUCAGGCAAAUCCACAACUCUGUGAGUCAGAAGCAUAUACAUUUGUAGCAGCUAUGUGUAUAUAACUACAUUGAUUUUACUAGUAUAUGUAUAGGUUGAACGAGUAAACAUCAGAAACAAUGAGCCUUUUUGAAAAAUGAAAUGUUUGGUCUAAAUCAUCCUCCGAUCACAGGGCU